AUGACGGAGGCGUCUCCAGUCCAGGCCGUCCUGUUCGGAGUUCUGGUCUUCACCGGGAUUCUGGGAAACGUUCUCAUUAUCUACACGGUGAUCAGUACGUCUCUGGACUCGCGCCACCUGCCCCCCCCGACUGACAUCAUCCUGGUGAACCUGGCGCUGGCCAACCUGCUGACCUCCGUGUUCCGCACGGUGCCAAUCUUCAUCUCCGACUUCGGCGUGGAGGUGUACCUGUCCACGGGCUGGUGCCGGGUCUUCAUGUUCGCCUGGGUGUGGUGGCGCUCGGUGGGCGUGUGGGCCACCUUCUCGCUCAGCCUCUUCCACUUCGUGACACUGCGCCGGCAGGGCGUGGCCGGGCCUCUGGCACGGCAAGCGGAGCUGAGGAAGGUGGGCGCCGCCCUUUUCCUGGUUUGGGCGCUCAACUUCCUGUACUCGCUGCCUGCCUUCCUGUACUCUGCCCACGUGAGGGGCAACUCCACGGUGGAGUUCAUGGUGAUCAGCUGCACCACACGCCCCCUGCUGGGCUGCAUCUGGGAGUUCCCCUCCCCGCGCGUCGGGAUCGCGUUCGCCACCACCUCGCUGGUCCUCCACGAGGUGGCGCCCAUGGUGCUGAUGGUGGCCCUGAAUCUGGCCACGCUGUGCAUGCUGAAGAGGCACAUCCGCUCCGUGGCAGGGGCGGAGCUGACGGGCUGCCACGUGGACAGAGAGCGCAAGGCCAGCAAGGUGAUCGUGGCGCUGGUCACGCUGUUCGUGGUCUGCUGGGGCACGCAGAUGCUCUCCGUGUCCUACUACAACUACAACAGGGGCGAGCAUGCCGUGUUCCUGCUCACGCUGGCACACUUCACCUCCUCCAUCUUCGUGGGAUUCAGCCCCCUGGUGGUGGCGUUCGGCCACAGCAAGCUGCGCAACAGGAUCAAGAGGAUGCUGCUCUGGGGCAGGGAGGAGGAGCAGGGAAGAGGAGAGGAGGAGGAAGGCAAGGGGGCAGGAAAGGUGAUCAGCAGGGCAGGGAAUGAUCCCCAUCCCUCCUGCUGA
Polyodon spathula (Mississippi paddlefish) is the source of this 1029-nucleotide messenger RNA. Its product is annotated as olfactory receptor class A-like protein 4. The transcript has 2 exons. Gene Ontology annotation, molecular function: G protein-coupled receptor activity. Gene Ontology annotation, cellular component: membrane. The coding region runs from base 1 to 1029 and encodes 342 amino acids. Gene Ontology annotation, biological process: G protein-coupled receptor signaling pathway. The record is from RefSeq and is a predicted model, not a curated record. Lineage: Eukaryota; Metazoa; Chordata; Actinopteri; Acipenseriformes; Polyodontidae.